This is a messenger RNA of Diachasma alloeum, 1211 nucleotides long. RefSeq names its product venom metalloproteinase 3. Lineage: Eukaryota; Metazoa; Arthropoda; Insecta; Hymenoptera; Braconidae. The transcript is spliced from 10 exons. The record is from RefSeq and is a predicted model, not a curated record. The coding region runs from base 1 to 1179 and encodes 392 amino acids. Gene Ontology annotation, molecular function: metalloendopeptidase activity. Gene Ontology annotation, biological process: proteolysis.
AUGCGAGUAGCACCAUUAUCAAAAAGAGCUAUCAGAAGUCUCUUGAAGGAAAAACCCCAUCUUUUUUCGGAACCAGCAAGGGUUAAUGACUCUGAAAAAUUUUCCAUUUCGGAUUAUCACGUACUUUAUAAACCCAAGACAUCCCCGAACGGAACAAUUGCUCUUCCUCAGAUGGGAAACCCCGAAUUAUUCAAGAAACCAGAAACAAAAUACAACAAAACAUCUUACGACAGACUAAAACGAUCUAGCGGUGAAACAGUAUAUCCCGAAGUGCUGGUCAUCCUCGAUUAUGAUGAAAAAUAUACCACAAUUUACGAAGUGCGCUUCCUGAAGCUGAUUAUUUACACAAUAAAUUUUUGGAACUCAGUUAAUCUUCGAUUCAGCACUCUUAAGGAUCCAAAAAUACAGUGGAGAUUGACUGGCAUCGUGAUCAAUAUGGACCGGAAUGCAAUUUCGUUCAUAAACGAAAAUAUUAGAUCAGGGAAGUUAAAUAAUAAAAUUGGAAUUAUUGCAGCCAACUGGCUGGAAUACUCUAUUCCUGAUGCAACCUACGAUAUAAUCGCCAUGCAGACAAAUUUGGCGCUCUGUUCAAUGAAGAAAGGAGUCUGUGGUGAACAAACAAUUUUGGGAACUGCCCACGUUGACUCAUGGUGUCCUGGCCUUUACGGUCGGCGAAUGAUGACUGCAGUAAUUCACGAUGAUAUGAAGUAUUCAGGGGUACAGGUCGCAGCCCACGAAAUUGCUCAUCUACUGGGGGCUAGGCACGACGAACCCGGAUCACCGGAUGACUGUUUGGCUACGAGCGGUUACAUAAUGACUAAUGAUUAUGUCCUACAGACGCGUCCUUUCGAGUGGUCUCGGUGUAGUAAAGAGAGCAUUUCCAACAGACUUCGGUCACAGAUGGAGGAUUGUCUAGACAAUGACACUCCUAUUUCAGCACAAGGAGAUUUGGUGGAUCAGGAAUUAUUACCGGGUAAAAGUAUCACCGAGGAAACGCAGUGCAAAUGGAAAGGCUAUACCAAAGCUUGCCAAUCAUCAGAUGUUUGCCAGGAACUUGAAUGCCAACGGUGGUUGAUAUGUUGGAACACUGGUCGUGCAUUUGAUGGGACACCAUGUCCUGGUGGCAGAUGUAAAAAUGGAAAAUGUAUCAAAAAUCGAAAACAGUGGGAUGAUGACUGAGUAGAAUUUGAGAUGGAAAAUGUGCAGAGGUG